AUGAAAACACAAGGUAAUACAGAUGCUCCUAUUAUCCGUUCAGGUGCGCGUAUACGUGAAAGUGUACGAUGUUUACCGAAAGGACAUUUUCAACAAAUUCGACAAAUGUUCGACAAACAAUCGUCAUCGUGUAUUGGUAUGACAACUCUUUCGACCAUUCACGAGCGACGUACAGAAAAAACGAAAUCAUCAAUUUUACUGCAAUCAUCCGUUACUGAUGAUGAAAAAUUGCAACAUUCGAUUUUACAUCAGACUGAUGAUAGUAUGGUGGAAGAAAAUGAUCUUUUUCAUUGUCCAGUAUUGCAUUCCAAGCUUGUAAAUAAAGACACACUUUUAUAUACAGCAUUCGUACCACAACAGAUCAUCUUGACUACUGAACGUGAAAAAUCAGAUCAACGACGGCAAUUAGCUAUGGCUGCUGCUAUUAACUAUGCCGAUAGUUACGAACUGUCGCCCACAUCGAAGUCGUUCAAUCGGAUUGGUAGUACACGUCAAUAUGUAGCUAGCUUACAACGAGGUUCAACUGUCAGCGCAAAGCCAGUGCUGGUCAAAGCAAGUGCGAUACAUUCCCAACCCAAUGCGUCAAUUAUAUACGAUACAAAUAGCGAAUUAUUUCAAUCAACAAAACGACUUCAAUCUUCGGCGUCCCUUUCAUCCACAGGUUACGAUUCGAAUUCGUCGCCAUCAAUAGUUUCCAAACGAAAUUCGUUGGCAACUAAUCAUAGUAUUGAUUUUUCAUCGUCUAGUGACGAACGACAACGAUUACAGCCCUGGAUAUUAUGCGAAUCCGAGCUUGGCACACCUGCACUGAUUGUAAAUUCCUAUUCGAGCGAUGAGGUGUUCGAUAGUCCUUCAAUGAUUAGCCGUGCACAUAUUAAAUUAAACCAUUCACCUACCUCAACUCUUGAACGUCGUCCGGUCUCGGUCAUUCGUCAUACAUCGAUUCGUAAUUCAUCAGUGCUCAAUUCUCCAUCGAUCUCCUCAACAUCUUCAUCUUCAUCAGCAAAAUACAUUGUUCAAACAACGUCGUUUCCUGAGCACACGUCCAACAAUGAAGAUCGAUGUUCUUCAUUGAAUAGAAAACAUACAUUACGUUCAACUGGCUCAACCGGAUUUCAAAUUCAGCGAAGCCCAUCCAUAUACAGCCCCGUUCUCGUGCAAAAGCAAAUUAAUGACCGAGAAGAGAGUCCGCUACCCGUUGUGGAAAAUCCUCUAUUUCAACAAGUACCACCCAAUAAACCACCACGUACAUUCGAACACGAAACUCGAUAUGGUCAUUUGUCAACAACCAUCGAUCAAAAAGUGCCUUCGUCCGCAUCGUCAUCAUCUACCACAAGUGAUUCACCUACAUUUGAUCUCGGUGCUCGUUCUGUAAGUUGUAUGGAUUUGACUGCAGGUGUUUCAAGUGCUUUGUUAUCGAGUGGCCUUCUUGCAUUAGACAAACAGUGUCUCCAUACGGAUCAGUCAGCUGACAUCGUGCCCGAUGAAAAUAUCUACGAAGAAUUAAAAACGCCUUUACCUACAUUAACAAGAGAUGAUGGUGAACAAUUUCAAUUCCAUACUAAACGUGCACAAACAAUGAAAACUAUUUCGUGUGAAACGCGUUUUCAAGCGCCAAUUCCUAAACCAAAAACAAACCGACCUUUCGCCAAUAUCAAAUCUGCGAUGAAGAAAGGUGUCAGUGAACCUAACUUAGCCAAAAGCAAAACGGCAUCGUCAACAUUCUUUUCACCGCGUGGUUUAAUCAAUCGUUUCAAACGAAUUCUUCCAUUAUCAUUGUCCAAACAAUCCUUGAAUGAUAGUCAUGCAGUAACCAUCGAUAGUGAUGAUUCUGGAAGUACAACAUCAGAAACCACUGAUGAUAUCCGAACAUCUCGUUUGGAUCACGUCAGUCGGGUACGAAAUGUGUACGAUACUCUAGGUUCGGGAAGUCAUUUGAGUAGUCUCUUUGCUGAAUUGAAUCAUUUCACAGCUGCAAAUGAAUUGAAAACAUUGUAUGAUUAUGUAGUACAUAUUUUACCUGAACAAGAACUUGGCUAUUUUGCCAAUGGAACUGGCUGUCUCUCAUCAUCAAACUUAAGUACUGAUUUUUCACUUCACACAUCGACUCCUAUUCGCUUCAAAUACCCAUUGGACGCAAAUGAUGAAUCAACAUUGAAAUACUUCUGUUUUCCCGAUCAACAUGAUUCGAACAACAAUCACUACCAUCAGAACACUAGUUCAAUCCUAUCGCCCAAGCGACCACGACCGGAAUAUUUCCGUUUUACCUUAACAGAUAUGCGCGGAUGUCGAAAACAUGGUUAUUGUUCGCGCUUUAUUCAUAAAGGUAUUCUGAAUGCAUUGUGUAUUAUCUCUCCAUGUGAUAUGAUGGAUUUAUACGAAAAAAUCCUUUCCACGGCAACAGAAUUAUUUCUUUUAUAUAAAGAAGAUGAUGCGAAGAAGUUUCUCAAAGAAAUCUAUCCACAUCGAUUACCUAGUCGAGGUGAUACAAUACACAUCCAUACAACGACAGUUGGAUUGUACGGCCUCAAAUGUGAACAUGAUCGACGAAAACAACUGAUUGAUUCUGCUGGAUUAUUGAAUUUAUCUACCGAUACAAUUAUCAAAAUCUUCUCGUCGAUUCUCUACGAACAAAAGUUAAUCUUCAUCAGCGACGAACUCGGACCCUUGACACGCUUGAUCAACACAUUUAUAUGUCUUCUUUAUCCAUUUUCUUGGCCACAUACAUAUGUUCCAAUCUUACCAGCCUUGAUGCUUGAUGUUCUUCAAGCACCAACACCUUAUAUCAUUGGUAUUCUACGUUCCUGUGAGCAUUAUCUCUGUGAAAACGAUGAAUUUUUAUCUCAAGACAACUCGGAUGUCCUUAUUGUUGAUAUUGAUCAUGAUCAUAUCUAUUCCAUUAAUGAUUAUCUUCCGAAUGAAUCCACUCGCAGUUCAUUUGAUAAUCUUCAAUCUCCAUUUUCUCAAUAUCAAAUCCUUCCGAAGAUUUUCAAAGUCGAACUCAAACAAGAGAUUUCAUUCUUACGAAAGAAUCGACAAAUUCUUUCGUUGGACGAAUGUCAACAACGUUUACGAAAUAUAUUCAUGUCAAUCUUUGUACAAUCUUGUUAUAAUUACAAAGAUUAUUUAAAACAAUCACUCGAUUCCGAACAUUUCAUUCGAUCGAAGCCGCGUACGAUUGAAUUGUUCUUAGAAUGGUUUACACGAACACAGAUAUUUGAAUUAUUCAUUCGACAAAAACUGGAUUCCAAUAGUCAAAAUCCAUUUGCAAUUACGUUCGAUUUAGCCUGUGACAAAUACCGCCGAACAUUGAAUAAGUCAACACCACAACGCAUCACAGCUAAAUCUGUUAAACGAAAAUCAGCUGGUAGAGCAAACAAACACGAUCAACGUUUAUGA
This is a messenger RNA of Adineta ricciae, 3399 nucleotides long. The record is from the annotation of a GenBank genome assembly. NCBI's taxonomy places the organism in Eukaryota, Metazoa, Rotifera, Eurotatoria, Adinetida, Adinetidae.